GGGCUGCGUUCCACGUUGAGCCCGGGCCCUGCGCGGCUGAGAAAAGCCGGGCUUCUCUGGCCCGCGGAGGACUCGACUCGCUGGUGCGCGCUUUCAGCCCCGAGCAUCUGGCGUGACAUGAGGUUUCUACACGCGGCGGUGAGCUGGGAACCUGCGGAGCUGUGAGCAUCCCAAAGUCUAGGUUGCUGUUGUUACAUUGAGGCGCUUUGGGGAGAUGAAGGCCGGAAGUCCCCCGAUUUGCUACCGUCGAUCCCAGGGGGCUUUGAGAUUGCACAUCUGAUGGGGUUGGAUCCGGUUCCUGUCCACUUAACCGUGUGGCCCUACUUUGUACGUCUUGUUUAAUGCGAAUAGAGACCCCGCUGCCAGAAUUGUACGAUCUGAAGCAGGUCUAGCACCGUGAGAGUCUCGAGUUAAACAAAAAGAAAAGCAAAAACCUCUAAAAAGGGAUUUGGAAACAUCUCUAAAUAUUUGUAACUGUAUAAGCCACUAAAGAGAAAGUGACCCAAACAAAACUACUUGAAUAACUGAAACAGGUUUAUGUUCUGUGUCAUCAAUUCUAUCCAGAAGCUGAGGAGUCUCCCUUUGAACUGAAGGAUUGUACGAGGAUGACCUUCCAAUUUAAUUUCACUAUACAUGACCAUCUGGAAAAUGAAUUAACGCCCCCUGGAGAUGGAACUUUGACCCCAAAUUCCUCAAAAGAGUCUUCAGUCUCAGAAAGUCAAAAAGGUAAACACAAGGACACAAAAUGUUCUACAGAACAGUCUGUCUUGCCUCCGAAUCACUCGUGGGGACCUAAGUCAGUGGGACAUGCAGCUCCCUCCCAAGACACAUGCAACUCACUCAAUGCAGCUCACAGUUCAGGGAACUUAGAGCCUCAUGAAAAACAGCCUUGCUUGAGACUUGCCAAAGAGCAUGCUGUGCCUAAAGAUUUAAAGAAAGUGUUAGAAAAUAAAGUCAUAGAAACAUUACCAGGUCUCCAGCACGUUAACAUAUCGGUAGUGAAAACCAUCCUGUUGAAAGAGAACUUCCCUGGAGAAAACAUCGUUUCAAAAACCUUUUCGUCGCACUCUGAUCUGAUUACCGGUGUUUAUGAAGGAGGUUUAAAAAUCUGGGAAUGUACCUUUGACCUCCUGGCUUAUUUCACAAAGGCCCAAGUGAAAUUUGCUGGGGGAAAAGUGUUGGAUCUUGGCUGUGGAUCAGGGUUGCUGGGUUUAAUUGCACUCAAGGGAGGGGCCAAAGAAGUUCAUUUUCAAGAUUAUAACAGUUUGGUGAUCGAUGAAGUAACUUUACCUAAUGUGGCGGCUAACUCCACUUUGGAAGAUGAAGAAAAUGAUGGAAAUGAGCUGGACGUGAAAAGAUGCAGGAAAUCAAAAGUAGCACAAAAACUAGGUCAAUGCCGGUUCUUUUCUGGGGAGUGGUCUAAGUUUUGUAAGCUUGUAACCAGUGAAAAACACUUUGAAAAAUAUGAUCUCAUUCUCACCUCAGAAACGAUUUACAAUCCGGAUUACUAUGGUACUUUGCACCAAACAUUCCUUCAAUUGUUAGGUAAAAAUGGGCGGGUGCUUUUGGCCAGCAAAGCACAUUAUUUUGGUGUAGGUGGAGGUGUUCAUCUCUUUCAGAAGUUUGUAGAAGAAAGGAAUGUAUUUAAGACUAGAACACUUGAAAUAAUUGAUGAAGGACUAAAAAGAUUCCUAAUUGAAAUGACUUUUAAGUAUCCUAGUUAAUGUCCACGAAGUGCCCUAAGUAAAAUAAA
Molecule: messenger RNA, 1753 nt
Organism: Eptesicus fuscus (big brown bat)
Lineage: Eukaryota; Metazoa; Chordata; Mammalia; Chiroptera; Vespertilionidae
Product: histidine protein methyltransferase 1 homolog
Exons: 2
Coding region: 606-1724 (372 amino acids)
Biological process (GO): peptidyl-histidine methylation, to form tele-methylhistidine
Molecular function (GO): protein-L-histidine N-tele-methyltransferase activity
Source: RefSeq, a predicted model, not a curated record